AUGCUUGCUGGGCAUUCAAUGAGUCAACUUGCCGCUUCCAGGCAAGCUGUAGAUAUAAACAUGAAUGUGCUCAUUGUGCUGGCAACCAUCCUGCCUUUCGUUGUAUCAAACGAUUUGUCACAAAACCCAGUGGUAGGGACUCCAGUAAGUCGGAUAACCCCGGUGAAGUUACCAGAAAUGCGCCACUACCUAGAGCUAUAUCCAAAGCGCCAGAUGGCGUGCCUCUUAGAGAGGGGUUUUGAAGUUGGCUUUUGGAUACCAUCAGCAGAUCCUGUAACCCUCAUAUAAUUUCCAAAGAAUUUAAAAUCAAUAGAUCUAAACCCAAAGGUAGUUAAAGAAAAAAUUGAGAAGGAACUUAAAUUGGGCAGAAUUGAUGGCCCCUUCGAUGAUCCUCCAUUCGAGGAUUUCAGAGUUUCACCGUUAGGACUUGUACCCAAGAAGGAGCCAGGAAGCUAUCGCUUGAUUCACCAUUUAUCAUAUCCUUUGGGGGCAUCUGUCAAUGAUGGAAUUGGUCCGGAGUUAUCUUCAGUUUCAUAUACGACUUUCGACCAGGCAAUAUCGAUAAUUCAAGAAUUUGGUCAAGGUUCAUUAUUGGCUAAAAGUGACAUCCAAUCUGCUUUCAGGCUACUGCCCAUACACCCUGACUGUUAUAAGCUUUUAGGCUUUCAUUAUGAAGGCAGUUUCUAUUUUGACAGAUGCCUCCCAAUGGGCUGUUCCCUUUCGUGCUUUUAUUUUGAAGCCUUUGCAUCCUUUUUGCAAUGGGUAGUUCAAUGGGAAACUGGUUCUAAAGGGGUUAUUCAUUAUUUAGAUGAUUUCCUAUUUGUCGGUCCUGCAGGUUCUAGUUCAUUUGGAAUUUUGUUAAGUACUUUUACGUGGUUUGCUAGGAAAUUUGCCAUUCCACUAGCUCUUGAAAAAACGAUACCCCCUACUACAACCUUGGAAUUCCUUGGUAUUCAGAUAGACACUGUAAAUCGUGAAUUUCGUUUACCCGAAGAGAAAGUAGCUAAGCUGAGAAGCAUUCUAAACUCAACUUUAAAAUCCAAGAAGGUUAAAUUAAAACACAUACAAUCCUUGAUUGGACAUCUGAAUUUCGCUACACGGGUUAUUCCUAUUGGUCGGGUUUUUAACAGAAGACUCAUUGCACUAACGUCGGGUCUAGAUAAUCCUAACUGGCACAUAAGAAUCCCUCAGGUAGUUAAAGAUGAUCUGAUUGUUUGGCAGGAGUUUCUAGAGAAUUUCAAUGGCAUUACUUAUUGGCAAGGAGAAUUGUUUGAGAAUGCAGCGUUGAAUCUGUAUACAGACGCAGCUGCUUCAGCAGGGUUUGGCGCUAUCUUUGGCACACAUUGGAUUGCGGAUGCAUGGCCAUCUUUCUGGGUUGAACUCAAGCUUACCAAAAAUCUAGUGUUACUGGAAUUUUUUCCACUGUUAGUUGUUUUGGAAGUGUGGGGCCCUCAAUUGGCUAACAAACGUAUUGUUUGGCACUGCGAUAAUAUGGGGGUGGUUCAAGUAGUUAAUAAUCUCUCUUCUAACUCCCCCCCAGUACUGAGAUUACUUAGACAGGCAGUAUUCCGAGCUCUUAAAUUUAACAUUUUGAUUCAAGCAAAACAUAUCCCUGGUUGUACCAAUGUUGUGGCUGACGCAUUAUCUCGAUUUCAGUUCAACGAGCUCUGGGAAAUCGCCAAUUAUUUGGACAAAGAAGGAACACCAUGCCCCCAACAUCUGUGGAAUUUAGUAUUGCCAGAAUUUCAAAAUGGUUAAGUAUGUCAUUGGCAGACAAAACCUGGCAUGCUUACAUCGCAAGCUGGAAUGAGUGGAUGAAGUUCAAAACAAGUUUUCCCAAAGAUCAUUAUCAAGGGGACAGUGACGUCUUAUUGUCUUUUGUACUGGAGCAAGUUGAGGCUCAGUACUCUCUUUCAGCUAUAACAAAAAAGUUAGCAGGCAUAUCCUUCUUUUUAAAGGUUCAAGUUUCUCCUCCUUUGGUCUGGAUUAUUGGACACUCUUUCGUCCACAGAGCAAGAGCUAGAGCAGAACAGCGAACCUACACAACUAAUUUAGGCAUUAAAGAUGUUAGAAUUGUUUGGAUGGGCAUUCGAGGCCUUAAAUGGCCAGAUUUAUUGCCAAUAAUUUUGCAAAUGAAAUCUCGUUGGGGUUUCCCAGCAAUUAUUCUGAUCCAUCUAGCUGGAAAUGACAUUGGAAAGGGUAGAAACAUUGAUUUAAUUCGUAAUAUAAAAAGAGACCUUGCUCAGAUCAGAUUUAUUUUUCCCAAUACUGUGAUAAUGUGGUCGGAAGUUGUGCCCAGAUUAGUCUGGCUUCAAGAUGCAGGCUUUCACCCCCUUGAGAGAUGCCGUAAAAAACUUAAUUUCGCUAUCUCAAAAUUUUCCAAGACAGUUAAUAUUUUGGUUUAUAGGCACUACGAGUUGGAACAAGGUUUUGAAGGCCUGUAUCGCGCGGACAGGGUACAUUUGUCAGAUAUCGGUUUUGACAUUCUGAACAUGGGAUUCCAAAGUGCAAUAGAGAGAGCUUUACAUGUGUGGGGAAUGGCCAAGGCCAAUGUAAUGGUUUAAUUGGCCUUGACGUGGAGGUAUGCUCCUGGCUAGGUGGAAAAUUGGCGGGGCUUAAGGAUAUUUGUUGUUAAUCUUUAAGGCGGUCCGCUGCAGAGAUCUGAUGCAGAGGCUGGCUGGGAAUAUAUGUAUGAGCAGGUAUUAGUAUCAUUAGCAAUGGUUAAUGUUCUGAUUGAUAUGAUAUUUAAUAAACAACAGCUGCGGCCAUUCUCCACCA
Molecule: messenger RNA, 2778 nt
Organism: Xenopus laevis (African clawed frog)
Lineage: Eukaryota; Metazoa; Chordata; Amphibia; Anura; Pipidae
Exons: 2
Coding region: 706-1758 (350 amino acids)
Source: RefSeq, a predicted model, not a curated record